ACUCUUUUCAUUCAAAAAUAAUUGUCAAUUUUUAUUUUUUUUUUCAAAUUAAAGAUUUAAAAAUAAUAUUUGUAUUUGAUUUUUAAUUAGGUUUAUGGAAUGCAAGGAUCGAAACAAUCAUAGUGCUAUAAUGUUGCCAUAUUCAUUUCUCCCUUCAAUGGCAGCUGAAAAAUUGAGGAAUGCGGCUGACAAGAUCAAAGCACUUCUUCAUGACUAUGAUGCUAUCCAUGUGCGUCGAGGGGAUAAAAUCAAAACCAGGAAGGACAGGUUCGGUGUUGUAAGGAGCCUACAUCCUCAUUUGGACAGGGACACUCGCCCAGAGUUUAUCCUUCGUAGAAUUCAGAAAUGGGUCCUGCCUGGACGAACCCUUUUUAUUGCUUCAAAUGAGAGGACACCAGGAUUCUUUUCACCUCUAUCUGUCAGGUACAAAUUGGCUUAUUCAUCGAAUUUCAGUCACAUUCUGGACCCAGUGAUUGAAAACAAUUACCAAUUAUUUAUGAUUGAGAGGCUCGUCAUGAUGGGAGCCACAACAUUCAUCAGAACUUUCAAGGAAAAUGAUACAAGUCUCAGCCUCACCGAUGAUCCAAAAAAGAACACCAAAGCCUGGCAAAUACCAGUUUAUACUUUGGAUGGAGAGGGAAGUUGAGUAUACUUGGAGUUCAAGUUUUUGCAAACGGUUCAGCCUACUAACUGCCCCUUUUGUUGUGAUGCAUUCUGCAUACUACAAUCCUCUCAUGUGAAAAUACAAGUAUCUUGUAGCUGCUGGUUGAUAAUCCAUACCAAGCCGAAACUUGGAGAUGGAAUAUUUCAUUGGCGGAUGUAAAUUUGU
Rubroshorea leprosula is the source of this 829-nucleotide messenger RNA. The record is from the annotation of a GenBank genome assembly. NCBI's taxonomy places the organism in Eukaryota, Viridiplantae, Streptophyta, Magnoliopsida, Malvales, Dipterocarpaceae.